AUGGCAGAGCAGAGAGCACAAGAUGUGGUAAACCAAUCUCAGUCGGUGGGCGAUCUCUCGCCUUCCGACGUACCUGCGACCACAUCUACACCUGAUAUCAAACUUCCUGGGGACGAUAUUGGUAGGAAUAGUGCUGUGGUGGAAACAGAGGUUGCGCCAAAAGAGAAUGGAAUCCAUACAGUGUCAAGUCUCAAAAUGGAAGAACUCGAGGAUGGUUCUGCUCGCUCAGACACAGAUACGAGCCGGGCCGAGGGGAGUGUCGCUGGUGACAAAGUCACGGAGCCAAAACCUUUGAAGAAAUUCGCUGCCAAACCUGUCAGCUUUGCAAAGUAUUCGGUCCCCAAGGUCAUCGCUGCGAGCGCAGCGACAAAACCUAAUGAGAAAACUACUACUCCCCAUUCCUCAUCCUCGUCCCUCGCCCAAGCAGGGCGUCCACGAUUAGUUGCCAAAGCCACAAGCUCCUUACAGUCAAAGGCGAAACCUUAUCAAAGCGCCAGUCCGGAUCCCAUGCAGGUAUGGAACAAGAACAGAGUUACGCCACAACCUUCGACGAAGCACUUGACCGACGAAGAGCUUAAGCAGCAGUACGGCAUCCAUCUGACCUCGCGAAUCCAAGCAGACAGUGAAGGGAAAGAGGCGAAGUGGGCAGACAUUGACGAUGACGAAGAUGACUGGGCUCCAGAAACAAUCGAAUGGAACGAUGGCACCAAGAGCACACUGACUCACGCCGAUGUCACUCCUCAAACCUCACAGAAACCCGCGACCCCUUCUGAAGCCGGAGAUCAGUCAAAGUCUGCCAACGCCUCGAAAGCAGUCGCACCUCAAUUUGCGAGUUCGGUCGGUCCUAAUGCGACGGUGCUCAAACUGGGCGCAAGCGCCGAACGGCAACAGGCGCAGAAGGCAGCGACUCUUCAAUCUAGAGCCCCUACCGAAAAGCCAUCGAUCAUUACAAAGGCGACUCCGGCGCCGGCCCCAGCUAAAUCUCCAUGGGCACCAUUACCUCCUGUUGACAAGAUCUCGCCGGUUGCCAUCAAUCCGCAGCCAAUACCUCCCUCGGGCAGAUUUAUGCCUAGCCACCCAUACACGCAAAGCCCUUCACUACUGAAAGCGCCGUCACCGGCCAAGGAGAUCUCGGCGGAUGACUUCAACCGCUCAUGGCGGGAUUCAAUACCUGGUCAACAACGAGAAUUGUACGUACCGGGCUCUGGCCGGUAUGAAACGGUGCCGGAGCCCCGACGACGGAUGUCAAGGAACGAUCAAGGCUUUCGGACACCUGCUGUAUUGCAGAGACCAAGCCAAGCUGACACGCACGCUCCCGCCGAACCUUCCCCAGCCUUUCAAACCACUCGAACAAGCACAGAUCAAGCUCGACGUAGAGCGUCGUCUACUAUUUCAGGCGGUAGCGGGCAGUUCGGUCGACGGAUGUCCAUCAAGUCAGGGGAUUUACCGAUGCCGACCAUUGACACUCAAAGACAUGAUGCUGAAUCAGCAAUUCGGCCAAUCUCGAGGGAUGGUCCACCUUCGGCAACUCAGACACCAACAUAUCAGGCUCGUGGGACAGGCGACUAUGUGUCUGUCGGUCCCACCUCGGCAUUGGAUGCAGAUAUCGAAGCUCAACGAGCUCAACAAAGAGCUUUGAUGAAAGAGAAUAUUGAACGAGCCAGAAAGCGGAAGAUAGAAGAAGAGCAACGAUUGGAGGCCGAGAAGCAAGAACGCAUUCGAUUGAAGCUGGCGUCACUUGGACCAGAUCCCAAGCAUGCUAAAAAGCCAGAGGAACCAGCAAAAGAAACAGGAGACGCGGAAAAUGAAGCGAAGAAGGACAUUGAGCAGUCUCCUACAUCUGCCCACGUCCCUGUGGCAACUGGAAGCACGACCACGAUCACUACACACUCCCCGCCCAAACCUCCUCAGCCACUCGCUUCUGGCGAGCCGCAGCAGUACGGCAUGAUGAAAGUGCAUUCUUUGGACUCGGUCAAAAAGAUGGCCUCGGCGCUGUCCCGAGCACCAGAGCCGCAGAGGAUACCUGUUCGAGAGAAAGUUGAAUCCAGCACAUCUGAUCAAGCCAAGCAGGAAGCAUUACAGGUACCUUCUCCUAUCGUCAACGGUGUCAGGCCUGUGCCGGAAGUUCGACGAACGAGUGGGCAAGAACCAGCUCCCGCCUCUGAACCGAGUCCCAAGUUGCCCAAACCAAGUUCAGUUGGAAAUGAUGCGAGAAGUGGGUGGGGAGACGUCCGCCAUGACCAUCGUGCACCCCAAACAGCGAACCUUUGGGGUCUGCCCAACAACAAGGCUCUCGGAAACGGCACCUUCGACCAGAGUCUGGCAGGAUAUUCGCCUCAGGAUCUGUCGAGGACAUCUUCCACAGCAGCAGGUUGGAUGAAUGGUCGAACGCCGCACUCGGGCCGCUCGCCACAGAUUCAGCAUGUCAAUCACAUCCUUGCAGAUAACAGACCGUACCCGUAUCAAACAGUAACUUCUCCAGACCAGGGCCCGCUAGCAGCUGAUAGUGAGGCCGAUUCGCUGUUUCCCACAACAAAACCUGCUCCGAUCGCUCCACCUCAGCCUCAACACAUCCAACCCGGCGUGAAUGGCGUCCCCCAUGGGCCGAGGGUAAACGGCGUGGACGCUUGGAACGGCUUUCAUGCAGUGGCCACUCAACAAGAACGUGCAGAGAGUGAGCGGGUGCAGCGGGAAAUGGUGGCAAGGCGCGAGGAAGAAUUACGGACUGGGAUUCGGCAGGGCCCUGCUUACUCCUUUAAUGAGACCUGGAAACAGGUGCAGGUCGGUGAUCAGGCACAGCGAUCAAUCGCGGGCGUUUCGCAGUCAUCCGUGCCCGCAUCCAACGUCUUUGGUGCUGUAGGAUCGUUGCCGGGCGCGGAUAUCGGCUCGCGAGGCAUGAAUGGUCCGCCAGGUCGUGGAUCGAGGUUCUUCCCUCAACCCGUUGGUCUACAACAUCCUCUCCACGAUCGACGUGCAGUCACUUACAGUCACCCUGAGCCGCCGCGAACACCAUCGCCGCCUCCUGCCGAAGAAUAUUCGAGCCUCCACCCUGCCUUUGACGGAGACUCCACCAGGCCAGUCGUGCAUUUCCCACAGAAACCCGUCGUCAAACUACCGCCUGCGAUGCCACCAACGCCACCCAGCCCUGCACAUAUUCAACCCGACCUUUCUCCGGCCACACCAUUGACCUGGGCAGCAAGGGUUUCCAUGCCACCACCACCGCCUCCUGCAGCAACACUUCGAGCAGUCUCCACUCCGAUCGUGCAGAAUCCUUCAUGGCAGGAACGAUUCAAUGGCUUACUAGGCAAGAAGAGCUCUCCCGCACGGGAAUCCGCUCAACCAGUAGGAACAGUGCUUGCAGUUGCGUCGUCGACUAGAGAGCCUCUUGACGUUCAACACGUGCUUGUUCCUGCGGCCUCAGUGUCGCUUCCUGUUGAAGCAGGGCCAAUCUUGUUGUCUAGUGACACGUCGGUCACGACCAAGGAUGUCGAAAGUGAAGAUGAUCUUUUUGAGGACCGAGAACUAGGCUCGCUACCGACCAUCAAGUUUCCAUUGGAGGUGCUCACGUUGCCAACGCCGCCAUUCAUUCCCUCAAGGGCAGUGGCUUCACCACCCGAGAUUACCUCGGUGAUUCCUUUCAUGGUCAACAAUUGGUUCGAGCGGCACCGGUCCACAGGCCCCCAAUUUGCGCUGAUCAAGUUCCCUGGUCCGGCGAAGGCCAUCAAGAAGGAGUUGCCCGUGCGAGGGUCGUCGGCGCCACAUCAUGGCAGUCGGUCACGCUUUAGCAGCGGUCCACCCAGCUCAUCAAGUUCUUUUGGCGGCAAAGGCUAUCGAAAUAGAGGCGGACCGAGAUCGAGACAGGCGUCCAAAGCAAACUGA
Fonsecaea monophora is the source of this 3879-nucleotide messenger RNA. RefSeq lists its product as hypothetical. The coding region runs from base 1 to 3879 and encodes 1292 amino acids. The record is from RefSeq and is a predicted model, not a curated record. The transcript is spliced from 3 exons. NCBI's taxonomy places the organism in Eukaryota, Fungi, Ascomycota, Eurotiomycetes, Chaetothyriales, Herpotrichiellaceae.